Anneissia japonica is the source of this 3950-nucleotide messenger RNA. RefSeq names its product E3 ubiquitin-protein ligase TRIM71-like. Gene Ontology annotation, cellular component: nucleoplasm; chromatin. Gene Ontology annotation, molecular function: ubiquitin-protein transferase activity; zinc ion binding; protein binding. NCBI's taxonomy places the organism in Eukaryota, Metazoa, Echinodermata, Crinoidea, Comatulida, Comatulidae. Gene Ontology annotation, biological process: positive regulation of DNA-templated transcription; signal transduction. The transcript is spliced from 6 exons. The record is from RefSeq and is a predicted model, not a curated record. Bases 196 to 3213 code for a protein of 1005 amino acids.
UACCACUGCAUCCACAACCAAUUGCAGUUCCUUUUUGAGAUUUUUUAGCGUCAGUUGCAGUUAUUAAGCUUUAGAAAAUAAUUAUUGUGAAUUACUUCACUACUUCCAAAUACUACAUUGAGAAUAAUACAAGGCUUCUGCUGACACAGUCAACAGUCACCAACAAAGCAAAGAAGCUGUAUACUGUUAGCAACUAUGGCAGCAUCCGUAGACUUUCUAUAUAAAAAUGAUUUUUACGUUAUAAGCGACGAUGCGGAAUGGGAGAAAACGACAAUAAUUGAAUUGCAGAAAAGAAGACCAGGAAUAAGGUGUAUUUGCAGAGAUGAAUGGAUACCUGGGAAAUACAGACUUGAAAAUUUAACUGAACCAGUUAAUACAUGCAAGAAGGUUGUUGUAGGAUUUGCACCAUCAUCAACUGGCAGUCCAAAUUUUCUGGCACAAACUGUUGUUCAAGAAAUGCUGGAUAGCAAUAAUAUUAAUGAAGGAAAGCUUAUCCCUGUAAGGAUUUCAAGAAAUGCCAUGAUACCAAAAUGUCUGAGGGUGUUAACGCCAGCAAAUAGUUGGGAACAUAAUGUAUAUGAGAAGUUGCUGCGGGCAUUAGACGGAGAAAAUAUCAAAUUAAAAGUCUGUAAUGAUGUCGAUGACGCCUGUAGUUCUGUGCAUCAUCGCCUUCAAAAAUUGUUUGAGAUAGAUAAUGAAGAAGGUUACAACAUGUGGAAGAAAAUAAAUGACUUACUUUCGAAAAAAGAAACAGACUUAGAACUGCAAUAUGCAAGAGAUGGAUCUAUAAUAUUUUAUCUUUCUGUGUAUAAUCCUAAUGCUUUGACGACUUUAUGGAAAAUCCAUUUGAGUGGGCAUCUUAUUAAAGAGUUGGCCAAUAUAUUGAUACCAGAAGAUCUACAGGAAGAAUUUUUUAAAAAAUGGGCAACAAAAAUAGAUGAGACUGAAUACCAUUCUGUUCUUCAUAAGCUUAAUGAUAAAGAAUCACAAGUAGCAACUGGUAUUGUACAUCAUGGCUUCCAGCACUCACCAGAAAUUAGCAAGAUGGUUGCAAGCAAGGCCUUACAAUUCUUGGAUAAGAAGGAUCUUACAUGUGCAAUCUGCCAACAAAGAUUUAUAGAGCCGAAGACAUUAAAUUGCCUCCAUAGUUACUGUUUUCACUGUCUGGAAAGUUUAAUAAAAGUACAUGGCAAUUUGAGAUGUCCACAAUGCAAUCAGCAUCAUGAAUUAAAAAAUGAAGAUUUGAAUAAGCUCACUUCUAAUGAAAUGAUAAAUUAUCUGCUUAAAUACGUAGGAAAAGCUGAAUUAGAAAAACCAAGUACAUGCUCAAGUUGUGAUAAUCCACCAAAAUACCACUGCAAUGAAUGUUCACUAUACUUAUGUAAAGAAUGCUCCAAACAUCACAAGAUAAUACCUGCAUUGAAAGGCCAUCCAUUGUACACACUUGAUGAGAAUGAAAAAGGAGGCAAAGAUGAACACAACAAAUGUCCAACUCAUUCCAACAAUGUACUGGAAUUUUACUGCUCAACAUGCAACAAAUCAGCAUGUGGUGAUUGUAAGUAUGUGUUGCGUUGCUAUCAAAAUAAACAUAAUGUGAUACCAAUGAAAAAUGCUGUGGAUGAGUUUAACCAUAAUGCCACUGAAGUUAUGAAUAUAGCUCAAGGAAUUAAAAACAAAUUGAAAGGAACACUUGAUUCCAUCACUCUGGAUAGAUCUGACUUUGAAUAUCACCUAAAAUUAUGCAGAGUAGCUAUUGAAGAGAAGGAGAAAACAGUUAUCAUGAAGGUUAAAGAAAAAAGCAAAGAAUUGAUAUCCGACCUUGAAAAAAUACACAAAGAAAAAAAAGAUGACAUUGAUUAUCAAGUUGAAGCUAUUGAUUCAAAGAUGACUAAAGUAAAUAAUGUGAUGGCGUCAAUCACAAAAAUGAUAAACAAACCAGACAAAAAAGAUGCUCUUGGGUCCAAUAGGACAACUAUCAACAAUGUUAGGGAUGAGGUCCUAAGCACCAACUUUGAUAAAUUAUUCUACAAACGAAAUAUCACACCAAAUUUUAUCCCAUCAACCCACUUUGAUGAGUUUACAAAAACAGAGGGCAUUGGUAAAAUCAAAACUGUUGAUGGCAUAUACAUGGUUGCUAAAAACGAUGAAGCAAUGACUGUCACAAAAGGACAACAAAUUGUAGUGACUGUAUCAAGCCUAAAUGAAAGUGGUGCAUGCAAAUUAUCAGCAACUCUAAAGAACAUAUCACAUGAAGAAUCAGCCACUGAGGUAGAAUAUCAAGGAAAUGGAGAGUACAAAAUAACAGGUAGAUGCAAGUUGGAAGGUGACUGGCAAAUGAAGAUUUCUGCGGGAGACGUGCAGAUCAAAGGAUCUCCAGUAAAUAUCAAGGUGGAAUCACUGGGACUUGUUCAUACCAUUAAAAACAUACAAAAUUGUAAAGAACAUACAAAGGAUGGUAAAGUUACAGAUGUUGUGUUAGAUACAGAUGGAUGCAUACUAGUAUCAAGCUUCAGUAAAGAUAUAUUGAAGUUCAACCAAUCAGGUUUAUUUGUUGAUAGGAUAGAGAUGCCACAAGAAGUGAUGGUCAAUAAAAUGCACCUAAUGGAUGAUGGUUACAUGGUGUACAUUGAUUUCAUAGGAAAAUGUGUCACGAUGUGUGAUGAUAAAUUUCAGGAAAUCCACUCUGUUGGUAAAGGAAUAUUGAAAUAUCCAAUGGGAUUGACAGUAAACAAGAAAACUAGAGACCUGUAUGUAGCAGAUAGUGAGGCUCACUGUGUUUAUAAAUUCAAUGUUGAUGAUGGUAGACUGCUGGGUAAGAUAGGUUCAGAAGGUAGUAACGUAGGUCAACUGAACACACCAUACGAUGUCACUUUAACUAAGGAAGGUCAUGUGAUUGUUGUUGACUUUGGAAAUAGAAGACUACAAAUGUUUGAUGCAGAUGAUAAAUUCAUGAGAAUCCUUGUAGGCAGUGGUGAGAGAGAUGGUAAAGUUAAGGGUCCUUGUGGUGUAAUCAUUGAUAUGGAUGAAAAUAUAAUAGUAUCAAGUAAUGAUAAACUACAAUUAUUUAAUAAAAAUUGUAUUUUUAUAAAAAGAAUAGAUCAUAAAGGUGAUGGAUUAGAUACCCCUGUAGGAAUCACUGUAAUCUCCAAUAGGCCAAGACGAGUAGCAGUAGCAAACCACAAAGCAAACAAUGUUAAAAUGUUUAAUUAUUAAAUGACAUUGAAUUGCAUGAAUUAGAAAAUAUUGUAUCACAAUAAAUACAUUUUUCUCAUAAAAAUAAUGUCAUUAGGUACUUGUGUAAUAAUGUAAUUCAAGGAUACUGUAAUGUAAUAAUAAAUAUUUGGGUAAUAAUUGUAGUUCAAGGAUUGUGUUAUUACUGCCAGGGAUAUCCAGCAUUUUUUUUAAUUGGGAAGUACAACAUUUUUAGAAUACUUGAUAAGUGGGUAGCGCUUGUACCAGCAUAGGAUUCCAAGAAAGGGUACGGAGGCACCGUGGCUUAAAUCCGCCACUGCUGAAAGUCUAGUUAGGCCUAUAUUGUUGUGAUUUCUCAUAUGAAAUAUGUAAUAAAGCUGGUAUAAUGCAGUUAUGAUCCAGGAAUUUAAAAAUAGGGAGGCCCAUGGUGGGACUUUCACAGGUGGAGGUAGACCACCUUGGUUGGGGCUAAGGCAAACAAAAUAUAAUUACGGCACCCGGCUAGAUUGUCGGAAAUCAGUGGCGGAAGGACCCUUUACGCUGGGUGCCGGAGAGGAUGCCGUAGGACGGGGAGGGGGAGGGACCGGUAGGCCCGGUGGGGGUGAAGGCCCUGGUCGCUCCGGCGUUUUUAGCUUUCUCUGACGUAUUUUAAUGCUUUUUUUACACAUUAGAAUUCCAAGUUGAUGUAUCGUGAUUUUCCCCCUCAAAAAAGCAUACUUAAUUUCAACUAAGAUAAACAUAUUACAAUAAAUACCAAA